GAGCGGUUUCCCCGGGUAGCCUUUGGAUGCCACUUCUGCUGCCAAGUCGUCAACAAAUGGCAGUUGAGGUGAGUCGGACAGCUGUGUGAACCGUACGGCCCAACUACUAAAGCCGAUCUCUGCAUCUCUCGAGCUGACUCAUUCUCUCUUUCUCUCUCUCAGACAUUACCGCUGGCCCCACCCUACCCUCACCCCUUCAUCACCGACUCCUCCUCCUCCUUCGGCUUUAAGCCUUUAAGGCCCCCCACCCCCUUCGUCUCCUUUGAAAUUCAUUUAUGUUUCUCUCUGUUUGUGCUCAAUUGCCUCCCUUUAAAACUGAACCUUCUCUAAUUCCCCGGCCCCUCUCGUCUUCACUUGCUACUUUCAAGUUCUCUCCGUCUUCUCUCCACCCUCUCUCUACUAAUUAUUGUAGCUUCUCCGACCAGUAACUGCCAUUAUUGCCAAUCAUCUAUCCCAUCUGGCUUCAACCAUAACCCUGCUUCCCUUUUCAUGAUGGCUGUUGACCUACAGACUGGUGAAUCCACGCUUCCGUCUCAGUUUGUUCUUGACAAGGACGAUCAUGUUCUCUCUGAGUACCACAAUUUCUCCAACCAAAAAGCCUCCGCUUUAAACCCCCACGAGUUUGGAUCCCAUAGAGCUUCUCUCGUUCCUACGGCCGAGGCACAGAGCAACAGCGACAAGGACGACGAUUUCAUCUCUGAGCUUACUCGCGAGAUGGCUCACUUCAUGUUUGAGGAUGACGACCAAUUCCGCUUGUCGGGCAUUGGCUCUAGCGAUUUGGAGAUGUCAUGGGAUUCAACUGAUUCGUCCCAAUCCACUCUCUGGUCGCCGUUGGGCUCAAUCCAAGGGAGCCCAGAAGGCCCUUCUCUGGAACCAACGCCGCCAGCUACGCCCUGUGACGGCAAAAACUCUUGGCCGGACACCGCUUGCGACGUCGUUGGGAUGUUUGAGAAGAUGAACAACGACGAAAGAGGGCAUUCAAAAUAUCUCCACGGUUAUGGGAAUCACAGCUUCAACCAAGCUCUCAUUGACCAACAAAUUCGAGCUGUUCAGUUAUCUCGCCUAAAUCAACAGCAGAUUGUGAAGCAAAAGCUCGCUGCAUAUCCUGAAAGCCAAGCCCAGAUGCCGCAUCAGUCCGAACUCAGCCAACAGAUUCAACAAGUUCAGAAGAAAGGUAAAGGUAGCAGCGUCGGGUCGGGUAAUGCGCGCAGGAAUCAUCCGCCACCCCUGUUCACUUCAAGCACCCCAGCUGGGUCGGGCAUGGGAGCGGUUUUUCCUGGAGGGUCUGGUUCGAAAACCGCGUCUUGUGGGACCGGCGUGUUCCUGCCUCGCGUGAACACUGCUCCGUCUGAAUCACGCAAGAAGCCAGGUUGCUCCACUGUAUUGAUACCGGCCAGAGUGGUGCAGGCAUUACAACUCCACUUUGACCAAAUGGCUGCCACGUCUGGGCCCAAAGCCAGCGGCUUCCCUCCUCUGCGAGAAGUUCUGGUGAGUGACAAGGACGGCAUGUAUUCGCUGCAGAAGCGACAAUCACGGAAGGAGCCAGCAAAUUUGCAGAACGAGACGAGGCUGCCUCCGGAAUGGACUUAUUGAGGAGGGGCGUGGUCAUGUGAAGGAUUUCAUGAUGCUGUUUUGGCAGUUUUAGAACCAAAGCAGAAAGAAAAUAGAAGGGCCCGAGAGGAAUCAACAGCAAAGUUGAAGAAGAGAGAGGGGAAUCUUUUUAGAGGGUCGUUAGUAAGAAUCAAGGUGAAUAGUACCAGAUUGAGAAUAUUCUGUAGAUUCGUCUGUGUUGUGUUUUUGUUUGGUGGGGUUAGACUCUUCAGUCAGACACGUGAAGAUGGGAGAGAACAAGCGGUGGAAUGAUUUUUUUUUUUUUUCACAGUUACAGGAUGAUAAUAAAGCUUUUGUAUAAAGAUGAAACAGAACAAGAGACCAGUGCAUCACAGGGCAGUGGCAUCGCUGCUAAGCUGGGUGGGAUUGGGGGUAAAGAUAGUGACUUUAGUAUUGAGGAUGCAUUUUAAUAAUCCUUUGUAUUGGAAUACAUAAAUAAAUAUGCUGAGCCUAGCAAUGUUAACUUUGGCUGUUCUUCUG
This is a messenger RNA of Neltuma alba, 2091 nucleotides long. RefSeq lists its product as uncharacterized. The coding region runs from base 490 to 1593 and encodes 367 amino acids. The transcript is spliced from 5 exons. The record is from RefSeq and is a predicted model, not a curated record. Lineage: Eukaryota; Viridiplantae; Streptophyta; Magnoliopsida; Fabales; Fabaceae.